AGAGAAUGAAAAUAGAAAAGAAAAAAAAUGUGGUUGUCCAUUUCCUGUGAAAAGCUUUUGUCUGCUGUUGCUGAGUGUAAGAACUAGGAAGAGAAACUCAAUGCUUGCUGUUCAGACUAGUCACCGGUAGUGCAGAGGAGAUCUCUCGUUCUCUCUCGGGGUCUCUUUCUUUCUCUCGCUUCGAGUGUCACUUUUGAACGGUUUGGUCCAUGAACAUUUGAGGCCAUGAGGCGAGCAUCGAAGGAGAAAGGUCAGGAGAAUGCGGGCUCCUUUCUGCUCAGUCUACAGGAGAAUGAGAGGCUGGAGGAUCUGCUGGGCAGGAGGUGUGUGUCUCUGUCCUCAGCGGUUGUGCAGUUGGUCAUGGCUGUUCCGAGCGAGCCGAACCGCUGGACACCUCAGCAAUCUGGAGUGGUGUGUUUCGUCAAGGACAGUCAUCAGCGCUCCUUUUUCAUCCGUCUCUUCGACCUCAAGGUAGGGAUGCUGGUGUGGGAACAGGAAAUCUAUAACCAACUAAUGUACCAAAGGGUCAUGCCGUUUUUCCACACUUUCCCUGGAGAUGACUGUCAAGUGGGGUUAAACUUUGCAGAUGUAACAGAGGCUGAAAAUUUCUUUGCUGUAGUGGAGGAGAAGAUCAGCCAGAGAAAUAAUCGCUUUGAGAAACAGCAGAGAAAAGAAACAGAUAGAGAUCGUAAAACUUUGCCACUGCUUCCUCGACCAAAUGGCUCUGGUACUCCUACGUCUCCUGCCAUGCCUCCAAUGAUACCAAGUAAUGUCCAGAUCCAAAUGACCCCUUCCAAAUCCAAGAAAGAAAAGAAAGAAAAAGACAAGAAAAAUAAGAAAAAAGGAACCAAACUGUCGAAGGGUUCUAUUGGAGCACCCAGUGGAUUCACGCAUGUCAGUCACCUAGGCAUGGGUCCAAACAAUUUGGACCCAGACCUGAAGAAACUUUUGUCCUGCGCUGGUAUCAGCGAAGCAGAUAUGGAUGAUUCGGAAACCUCUCAACUCAUCUAUGAAGCCAUUGAGCGUUCAGGUGGAAUGGAGGCUGUUAAAAAGGCUGUGCAAGAGAAGGAGUCUCCUGUUCCUAGAGGACAUCGGGGUUCUCUUCCCCAAGUGCCGUCCGGGUUCUCCUCGGCGCCGCCGCCACUACCUCAAGGUCGACCGGGGCCUCUACCCCCUGUCCCAGGUCAAACUUCCACUCCACCAUCCCAUCGAGGAUCCCUUCCACCCCCACCUCCAAGAGCAGUUCCAUCACAACAAACAACAGAUGGCCGCGGUGGUCCUCCGCCAUCCCGAUCUACAGCACUAGGGCCCCUGCCCCCUGUUCCUGCCGGUGGGCGUUCUGGGCCCUUGCCUCAACAUCCAGGAGCCCGCAGUGCACCCUUACCACCAGUACCUGGAGGUCGGAUUGGAGGCUUGCCCCAGCCACCACUCCCAGGAGAACGUAGGGAGUCUUUAGCCCCCGUUCCAGGAAAGAGACCUGGAACUCAAGUGUCCGAAAGGCGAGGUAGCUUCCUUCCACCCCCACCUACUGAGGCAGCUCCCCCACCACUACCUCCAGGAACGAGGAACGCACCCUUACCCCCACAUUCAAGAGACAAUAGGUUUUUGCCACCUCCACCCCAAUCCGAAAUGCCGCUACCUCCUCCCCCGUCUGAUUUUUUCCCUCCUCCACCUUGUGAAUCAUUUCCUCCACCUCCACCUGAAGACUUUGCUGAUUCUAUGCCUCCACCUCAUACCUUUGUAUCCAACUUUCCUCCCAGAAGCAAUUCCUCAGGCUUCGCCCCUCCACCUCCUCCAGUCACAGCCAAACCCAGCGCAGGUGGUCCGCCUCCACCACCUCCUCCUCCUCCAACUCCUGCCCCUCCAAUUAAUUUUGGAAGCAACUCCUCACCUCCAACCGGUCCAACACCUCCAGCAUCCAGCGGUGGGGAAGGGGGUAGAGGAGCAUUACUAUCCCAGAUACAAUCAGGGUUGAAGCUUAAAAAGGUGGCAGCAAACCAAGAACCACCUUCACCUUCACUGGAUACAGGAGAGGGAAUAGUUGGAGCUCUCAUGAUGGUGAUGCAGAAGAGGAGUAAAGCCAUCCAUUCAUCUGAUGAGGAUGAAGACUUUGAUGAUGAGGAUGAUGAUGACGAAGAUUGGGAUUAAUCCUGUUGUAAUUGAAAUAUUUUCAAAGUGUAUUAAACAACACUGAUCUAUUCAAAUUCUGGCCAAAACUGAUAAUUAUUUUUAUGUUAUGGUCAAUAACCAAAACAAAUGGCUGAUAUUAAAAUUCUAUACUAUUAAUCAUAAAUAAAAUAAAAAUACAACUCUGAUGAUUGAAAUCACCGGUUAAAAAAAGUGAUUUUAGGCAUCAGAACAAUAUAAUAUACAGUACAAAAAAAAAAAGAAUAUUCAUUUAGAGAUUUGCUUUGAUAUCACAUUUAACAGUGCUGUUAAAAUUAUAUUACUUUAAAAAGUUUUAGCUUAAGGGAGAGUUUGAUGACAAAGAUAAAUAUACACAAUAAUAUAUUUUAUAUUGAUCGUUCUCAAGUCUCAGGGUUUCUCAGUCUCUGUGAGUGUAUUUAAUUCAUUCUAUACAACAAGUCAAUGUGAAAUGUAAAGAUUUCUUACUCAAAUGUGCAGGGUCUGUUGUUUAUAGUUGUGAAGGCAUCUUGCGUGAAUGACAGAUGGUUAAUAAAAGUGUACUAUUUGUUUUUUGAGAGUGUUAAUUAAUCAGCUAGAGUUUAUUUCAAUAAUCUAAUGUUAAUUAGUACUGAAUGUAUUUGCCAUAUGUAAAUACACUCAAAUGCGAAUUAAAAAAUGAAUCUAAGGCUUGCAAAUUAUUGCUUUUUUAUUUUUUCUUACAAGACAUCAACAUCUAAGAGCAAGACAUAACAUUGUCAUUUACAACUGGACUAUUCUACCAUUCUAUUAAAAAAAAAAACCACACACACAAAGUUUGUGAAAUAUUUCCAGUGUUGGAUAUUAUCUGAGUGAACUUAUUUGACUGUUUGUUUUUGCUUGAAUGGUGAUUUCUCAACCAGACACAAAGCAUGAAACUAAAUGUACAGCAUAAAAGUGUUAUUUCCUAAACAAGUCAGUCAUUUUCAAUGCAUUUAAAUAAAUAACAACAUAUUGAAUUGGUCAAUCAUGCAAAAAUGCCCUCCACCCUUAUUCAGUAUCCUCUAGCAAUAUGUAUCAUCCAAUAAAAAAUAUUCAACUUCAAAUAAAUAUAUAUUACAAAUAGUGAGAAGCAGCCACAUAGAAGGCAAGUAGUGUUCUUGCAGAUGUUUGGUGCCAUUAUUAACCCAGUUAUUGGAAUCCAUACAUAUAUUACUAUCAAACGUACAUACACACAUAUAUUACUUUUACAAUUUCAUAAUCAAGGGUGGAACAUUUGAAAUUGCACUGGCCCACUGAUUGAGUAAUUUAACAAUGAGUUUGUAAGCAACUUUGUUUUUCUGACUACAAGAUAGUGGAACGUUUAUGAGGUAAUAUCCUCUUUAAAUGUGCUUCAAAGUUUUUACUUUAAUUAAAAGCCAGUGUGUAAUGACUGCAUCCUGAAGGUCAUAUUUGUGAGGUUAGUAAAUGUUUACACCUGUUUAUAAUACUGAAAUGCAGUCAAAUCACUGUGGCAAGUGGAAAUGCUCAGUCCUAAAUCAACAUUGACUACAAUCUCAAUGCAACAGAAGAAUGCUCAGGUACUUUAACUUUGGAUCAGUGAAUGAAUGUAAGAUUACAUA
Pimephales promelas (fathead minnow) is the source of this 3725-nucleotide messenger RNA. RefSeq names its product WASP actin nucleation promoting factor a (gene wasa). The record is from RefSeq and is a predicted model, not a curated record. Gene Ontology annotation, molecular function: actin binding. Gene Ontology annotation, biological process: actin filament organization. NCBI's taxonomy places the organism in Eukaryota, Metazoa, Chordata, Actinopteri, Cypriniformes, Leuciscidae.